Molecule: messenger RNA, 918 nt
Organism: Colletotrichum fioriniae
Lineage: Eukaryota; Fungi; Ascomycota; Sordariomycetes; Glomerellales; Glomerellaceae
Molecular function (GO): protein binding
Source: RefSeq, a predicted model, not a curated record
AUGGCGUCAGACUCUCCCCAAUCCGCCUUCCCGCGCAAGGCUGAGCCGGAACAAAGCACACCGGCCGAUGAUGCCUCCGACCUCAAGCAAGAGCCCACUGAGAUCGAGAACGACUCAAAAUCGAAUUCACCCAAGGGCGAUAACGACGACAACUCGAAACAAGACUCGAGCUCCCCAGAGUCCGGCGAGGCCAGCUCAAUUGGCUCUCCCGCUCCUGCCGACGCUCACGACGAUAAUCCUACUUCUUCCACCGAUGCGCCACCCCUCCCCAACGAGGCGCCGCCCUUACCCGCCGGAGCUCCUCCAGCAACACAAGACGAUGGCUGGGACUUCCAGUGGGAUCCGACAGCUCAGGCAUACUACUUCUACAACCGCAUCACGGGCGCGUCGCAAUGGGACAACCCUCGCGUACCCACCGCCGGCGGCGUAACACCAGCAGCAGCCGUAGCACCAGGAGCACCAGGCACGACCGCCUCCGCGACCGCGACACUCUCAGGCCCUCCUCCCCUCCCGAAGAACGACGCCCCCCCGGCCGGCGGCUACAACCCAGCCAUCCACGGCGACUACGACCCGAACGCGUGGUACGCAAAGGGUAGCGCAGCCGACGACGACGAAACAACUCAGGCGUCUGCCUCUGCGAUCAACGGCGGCGAGUACGGCGCCAUGGCGCAGUUCAAUCGCUUCACCGGCCAGUUCCAGACGCUGGACGACGGCCCCGACCGCCACACAGAUGAGGCCAAGAGCCGGCGACAGAUGAAUGCCUUUUUCGAUGUCGACGCCGCGGCCAACUCGCACAACGGAAGGAGUCUCAAGGCCGAGCGGAGCGGCAAGAAGCCUAGCAAGACUGAGCUCAAGCAGUUCAAGGAGAAGAGGCGGGCGCGGAAGGAGGAGAAGCGGAGAGCUUGGUUGCGGGAUUAA